CUCUCAGUCGUACGCGACCUUUCGAAUAGUGAACGCUUUGCGUUAUUUCAAGCGUUUAUAUUUCGCGCCGCCACACUACAUCGGUUUACGAUUGGACGAUUAUUAUUUACACGCGUCUUCCGGUCUCGUUCUACAAGUCAAAUAAUAUAUUACAUUUAAUUAUUGGUUGGCUUCCGUCUUUCUGUGAUAUUCUGAUUCGAAUCACGUAGUAACGGAUCGGCGGUACGUGAUACAAUUAAGAAAGAACACAAGUUCGAAUUUUUCGAAGGACUACCCCUUUUUUCGGAGAUUACGACUUGGCAUUGUCAACGAUUGUUUCUUCGUGUUUUUUCUUUUAUGGUGAUCCAUGAACCAUUCCAGCGAAAAUAAUCCUGAAGACGGUAUGUCGACUUACGUUAGAUCAACCGAUACGCAUUUGGGAACAUUGACAAGGAUCGUGGGUGUCUGUACAGCGAUCGUUGUAUGCGGAGUUGGAGUGGAUGUGGCGUACCGUCGACACAAUAUGGGCCUUUACGUUACAGCCUCAUCCAUAAUGAUCUUUUUUCUCGAAAUCACCUGGGCCAUCACUUUGUUCGUACAGAUUUGUGUAAGAAACGAAGAGUCCCUUUGUUCGUAUUGCUGGUCGCGUGUACUCGCGAUAACGAAGGGUUGGCGGAGAGCAUUGUUUUAUCUACCACUGUCCUGCAUUUUGGCGUGGAAACCGCACAAACUCGGGCUCUCCUAUGUCGCGGCUGGCUUGUUAGCAAUUUUAUCCUUGUUGCACAUUGCUUCGAGCGCUUUAGGAAGACGUAUUUCCUGCCAAUCAAGCUCCGGGACAGAUUCUGUUGGGGAAAGUCUUCUAAACGCGAGACCCGAAAAUUACGAUCGUUUCGAAGAAGUUUUGGUACCAGAAGUAUUAGACGACGGUGUGUCUGGACCAACAGUACGAGUCGGUGACAGCGACGGAGAAAUAUGACACGAACGUCAACCCUCUUGGGUCAGUGAAUCCGAUGAGGAUAGUGAGCCUGAACCAAAGACGUGUCAAAUAGCUACAGUGUCUUAACUUCUUUGAAGUUUGGAACGAAAGGAAACUCGUAUUCAAACGUGUAUCAAACGAUACGUGUGAUAUCGAGUAACAGACAGAUUUCUUCGUCCGACAUAAUUAAGUAUAAUAUAUUCGCAUAAAUUCGAAAUUAAUAAGAAGAAAAGAAAACAGAAAGAGAAGAAAGAAAGAAAUAGAGAGUAAUCUACGAUUGAGGGAACUCUUUGGGAGAUUUUUCGAGAAUAACUUUAAUAGACCGAAGUCAAUAAAAUGUACGUGUACUACGAAGAAAUCAUAUAUCGAAUGGAAAACAGUAUAAUGAAAAAGCGAUAUUAGGAAAGACUGAGUUAUCAUGCGUUAUAAAAUUAUGUAAACAUUUAUAACAACAAUCACAUUUGAUACACGUAAUGAAAAACAAAAAGUGAAUAUUAGAAAUGAGUAAAUAGAUUUUAAAUAACAUAACUCGUUACUUUUUCGUAUAUCCCUCUUUUUGUUUAUUUAUUAUACGGUUAAUUUUAAUAAAAACAAAAAGAUAUAUAUAUAAUAAAUUUUAAAUCACAUUUAAAUACGAAUAAA
Messenger RNA from Vespula vulgaris, 1597 nucleotides. RefSeq lists its product as uncharacterized. The transcript is spliced from 7 exons. The record is from RefSeq and is a predicted model, not a curated record. Lineage: Eukaryota; Metazoa; Arthropoda; Insecta; Hymenoptera; Vespidae. The coding region runs from base 347 to 955 and encodes 202 amino acids.